UCUGGAAUAAUAUUUGCCUCUCAAACCCUCUUUCGUGGGGCCAAAGAGAUGAUAGUCCAGUGACGAGGAAGUGAAAAACUGUAGUGAAGAAGUGGCUCAAAGAACAGUCAACAGAAUUUUACGGGGCAGGGGUACAUGCUCUCAUUCGAAGGUGGAACAUUGCUAUUGAGAGAAACGGUGACUAUGGUGAGAAGUAGGGAUGUGAUCCACAGAGGACCAGCUUCAUUUUGAUGGAUGAUACAUGUUCCUGUAUUGGUAAUUAUACCUGUCCUAAACAAAAUGGCAUUACUUUUUGACUCACCCUCGUAGAAGAAAUAUGAAUAUAUUUAGUUAAAAGUAAGGUCAUCUUUUUACAAAUUACUUUUCUUUGCGUGUAUAGAGUUAAUAUGAUGUGCAGAUAUGUCACUUGGACUGUUUUCUAGUUUAAUAUUUAAACACCUUUCCACAGGUAGGUAUUCAAUCAUUGAAGUAUUGUUUUUAACGAGUUCAGAGAAGUUGUAAUGCGAGUUUGAUAUUUGUUGAAAUAUCUUUUUUCUAUUUUGAGCAGAUUAAACCGAAGUUUGACGGAUUUACAGGGCGAAAUAAUGAAGCUCUCCUUACAGCAACAGCAACAGCUAAAGAGUCAGACGUUGGACAAGUCGCAUCCAAAACCACACGGGGCUUUACCGAAUGCCUCCGCAGCAGGCAUUGUACCCACUCAACAUGGUGAGCUGCAUUUGCAGUGCCAAAUUCCUUUCUCUGCGGCCCCCGGGGGUCAUAUGGCUGGAAGUUCAGAACAACCUCCCUCUUAUAUAGCCUUAGGUCAAUAUCCCCCUCAUAUGGACACUACUGGACAUUUUAACCCUAGCUGUGUGGUACAACAGCCAGGCUAUGCCACACCACCUCUGAUACCACCAGUGUAUCAACCUCCUACGUCUUAUCAACCUCCUACGUCUUAUCAACCUCACUAUCCUCAGGCGUCCCCUUAUCAGCCAACCUAUCCAGGUCAACAGUUUAUGUUGCAUUCCCCAACACCACCAACACAGCCUUACAUGUCGCCAGUCAUGUCACCAUACCCUACCCCUCCACCUCACUCUGUCGGGAUAGCCCACCACCUACCAAACACGUACACCACAUCGGUCGGUCAACCAAUUCCGACGGCGACUCCCUACAGUGGUCUUCCAGGUCAUCCGAAGCCCGAACUCGCAGGUGUACAUCCAAGUAUGGCUAAUGCUGUGAUAACAUCGGCAGCGGGGGGUGCUUUUUCGCUACACGGUAACCAAACCAGGACUCAAGAGGAACCAUUACCUUCUGGGUACGCCCCUCACCCUCAUGCUGUGUCCUCUUCAGGAUAUGUACCAUAUUUAAAUAGUAGUAAUAAUAUUAACACAAGUAGUAAUAAUAUUAACAGUAAUGUUAAUACAAAUAAUAGUGUCACCACGUCUGGGGUAACAAGUUGGCAGUCCCCAUCGGGUAGUCCUAGCCGACAGAGUUUGAAAAGCAAUCAGAGCAGUCACCAUGGGUCCCCUAGCAGCAGCAUCAGCAGCAUCAGCAGCAGUCCUCCGCAUCGACCAAGUAAACAGCCUCCACCUCCUACCACGUCUUCGGCCGAUGUACCCAGUCAGUCUGAAGAGGCACCUACAGCGACUGCUGACACAGACACCAGCGAGGAGCCGGCGUCUUCUGCCAAUGAAGGAUUCUUUGUGUCGUUUGGCAACGAACAGCCUCGACGUCCCAAGCCGAAACUUACCAAGCGCGAGAAGAAAGAAGAUAAAAAGGACGAGAAGUUACCCGUUCCACCGGUUUCCAAGGAGACCACUGGGGCGGCCACUCCUCCCAAAUUACCGUCACCAUCGAAACCUCUUCCUCCACCCUCUGCACCUCCUCCAGUUGUAGAAGAGGAAGACGUACCAGCAGCUCCACCUGUUGCAUUUGUUCUAGAAGAAGGGGAAGAAUGUCUCGAAGAUGAGAUGGCGGCAAGGAGAAAUCGAAUGUUGAAACAGCAACAGAAGAGACGAGAAGAACAGGAAUUACGUCGACAGCAGAAAGAAGAAGCUUUUGCCAAGAAGAGAGCACAAGAGAUGUUGAAGAAGGAAGAAAUAGCUCAGAGGAAAGAGCAAGAAAAGGCGCGCAGACAGAUGAUUCUGCAACAAUAUAAGGAACGGAAAAGAAAGGAGGAAGACGACGAAAAGAAUCCACCAACUGAUCGUUACGAGCGUCCAGCUCGGAAUCCAAAACCACGUCCAAAGAGCAUGAUAGUGCGUUCAUCAAAACCUCCCGAGGUUGGUGAAGAUGAUACCAGUAGUAUUCAUUCGACAAGUUCACAGGAAGACAUUGCAGGACGAGGAUUUAGCAGUCCUACUAGUUCAAACAGUAACUCUAAAUCUGGGCCACUGCUCUCUACAAGCUGGCCUGCAGGACCGUCCCAAUUGGAGGUUAUCAAAAUGGGUUUACAACAUGGCAUUUGCUGCUGCAAAGGGAUAAGCUUAUCCAGCCCAGGACCAGCCAGAGCACGCAUCCCUCACUAUUCUCGGUCCGGACUCCGGAAAGCAGUGUCAAUGAACUUACUGGCAAAUCAAGGCAACUCGGGGCGCACUAACUUUGGCAGAAGACCUCCAUCUCCAGUGAUGAUGAGCCUAUUCACACAACAAAAUCACUCUGGUCGUUACGGAACUGGCAGACGGCCACCAUCCCCAGACUUGUACCGAUUUGGUAGGAAGAGUGGUAAGAGUACUGAGAGUAGCAGUGAUGCAGGUUCAACUGCUGGUUCGGACUAUACAGGUCCCAAACUCUUUGUGAAACCAAGCUCCAAGUCAAACCGUCACAUUAUAAUUAAUGCCAUUAGUCAUUGUUGUUUAGCAGGAUGUGUGAACUUAGAUCUGAAAAAUAAAGUCUUAGAGGAAAUUGCGAAAUCCGAUGCAAAGCAUUUUGUGAUAUUAUUCCGGGACACAGGUUGUGCAUUUCGGUCACUAUAUGCCUAUUACCCAGAGCAUGAAGAGGCUGUUAAAAUUCAUGGAAUUGGACCAAAAUUGGUGACUAGCAAAAAUAUUGAAAAAUAUUACAAGUACAACUCUGGUGGUAAAAGUUUUGCUGAAGUGACAUCUACGAAGCAUUUAUCUGUGUCUAUUGAUGCUAUCGUUAUCAAUGGCAGUUUGUGGAAAAGUUCCCGGACGCCUACGGGCCGACGAUAAUGAUACCAAGCAGAGGGGAGCCUUUCUCAGUGCUGACCUAUCUCUCUCCCUCUCUCUAUAACCAACCUCUUUGUAUUUAUAACGGCAAGUGCUGAAGUAUUAGGGACUUGGGACUAAUACGUGAGCAUCUGAGAAUGGUCAGCUGUGCUGUCGGCUUUUGGUGGAGGUUGUCUCUGAGGGAGGAGGAGGAGGGGGGGGGGGAUCUGAAGGCUAUUAAAUUUAGCUGCCACACACUGUCGACAUUUACCACUGAGCUAAAUCGGCUCGUU
Molecule: messenger RNA, 3439 nt
Organism: Octopus bimaculoides (California two-spot octopus)
Lineage: Eukaryota; Metazoa; Mollusca; Cephalopoda; Octopoda; Octopodidae
Biological process (GO): cytoplasmic microtubule organization; neuron projection development; negative regulation of microtubule depolymerization
Cellular component (GO): microtubule minus-end
Molecular function (GO): spectrin binding; calmodulin binding; microtubule minus-end binding
Source: RefSeq, a predicted model, not a curated record